AUGUUCAAUACUACAACGACUUUACCUAAUGAUAUUCAAUCAUUUGAUUGUAAUUUCAUCACCAAUAAUACCCCCAAUUCAAAAUUACCAAUCUUAGUAUAUAGAAAUAUCAUUAAUAAAUCAUAUCUCUUAACUGAAUUUAAUCAAUUGAAUGAAUCAGAUAAAAUAUCAUUAAUAAAUGAAACCCUUUUGAAAAAUGGUUGGAAAGCUGAACAAACUUGGGGGGCAUAUACUAACACCCAUUAUCAUUAUAAUGUCCAUGAAGCAUAUUUCAUCACAGAAGGUUCAUCAACUUUAAUCCUUGGAUUAGAUGUUAAUAUAGUCCCGGAAGAGACAACUCCAGAACUCCUCUCUCAAUCAAAUCAUAUCGAAAUCGAAGUCAAAUAUGGUGAUUUAAUAAUCUUACCCGCUGGAACAUCCCAUUGCUCAAAAUCUUUCGAUGAGAAAUAUAAAUAUAUAGCAGCUUAUCCUAUAAAUGGACCUAAAUGGAAAUCAAUCUCGAAAUUAAAUCUAAAAUCAAUUUCAAUGGAAACUAUUGAUGGUUAUAAAGAUAUCGCGAAGGAAGUUGCUUUACCUCCAAAUGAUCCAAUUUAUCAUGAUUCAAAAGGUGGUUUGGUAGAUAUUUGGAACUCAUACAUAUGA
Molecule: messenger RNA, 642 nt
Organism: Scheffersomyces coipomensis
Lineage: Eukaryota; Fungi; Ascomycota; Pichiomycetes; Serinales; Debaryomycetaceae
Exons: 2
Coding region: 1-642 (213 amino acids)
Source: RefSeq, a predicted model, not a curated record